CCUCGCUCGGCUGCUCGGCUCGGCUGCGCUCGGUCGGCGGCUCCGCGCUGCUCUCGCCAUGGCCGCCUACAGCAAGUUCCUCACCGCGCGGCACUCCGCCAUCGCCGGGGCCGCCGCCGCCUGCGCGCUGCUCUGCCUGCUCAGCAAGCGGCGGGCGGCCGCGCAGCACGGUAAAAGAAGUGGAAAACAAGCGUUGCAGAAUAAUGAGCAGAAAGAGGGAAAGAAGGAGCGAGCAAUGGUGGACAGAGUGUUUAUUGCACGAAUAUGUCGAAUCCUGAAAAUAAUGGUCCCUAGAACACUUUGCAAAGAGACAGGUUAUUUGCUGCUUAUUGCUGUGAUGCUGGUAGUCCGAACUUACUGUGAUAUUUGGAUGAUUCAAAAUGGAACAGUCAUUGAAAGUGCUAUCAUUGGCCGCAGCAGAAAAGAUUUCAAGAAAUACUUGUUCAACUUCAUUGCUGCAAUGCCUGCUAUCUCUUUAGUAAAUAACUUCCUGAAGUAUGGUCUAAAUGAGCUGAAACUCUGCUUCCGAGUAAGACUUACCAGAUAUCUCUAUGAAGAAUAUCUUAAAGCUUAUACGUACUACAAAAUGGGAAAUCUGGACAACAGAAUAGCUAAUCCAGAUCAACUCCUUACACAGGACGUGGAAAAAUUCUGUAAUAGUGUAGUGGACCUGUACUCAAACCUUAGCAAGCCCUUCUUGGAUAUAGUUUUGUACAUCUUCAAGCUAACAAGUGCAAUAGGAGCACAGGGUCCAGCUAGCAUGAUGGCGUACUUGAUUAUUUCAGGAUUUUUCCUUACACGUUUAAGGAGACCAAUUGGCAAGAUGACUAUUAUAGAACAAAAGUAUGAAGGGGAGUACAGAUAUGUCAACUCCCGGCUCAUUACAAACAGUGAGGAAAUUGCUUUUUAUAAUGGAAACUUGAGAGAAAAACAGACUAUUCACAAGACUUUCCGUAAGCUGGUGGAACACUUGCAUAAUUUCAUCCUCUUCCGGUUCUCUAUGGGUUUCAUUGAUACUAUCAUUGCCAAAUACCUUGCCACUGUGGUUGGCUACCUGGUUGUUAGUCGUCCAUUUUUGAACCUGUCUGAUCCCCGUCAUCAGAAUAGCACUCAUGCAGAACUUUUGGAGGAUUACUACCAAAGUGGAAGAAUGCUACUGAGAAUGUCUCAAGCUUUGGGCAGAAUAGUCCUAGCAGGCCGUGAAAUGACAAGAUUGGCUGGUUUCACAGCUCGAAUCACGGAAUUAAUGCAGGUUCUGAAGGACUUGAACAGUGGCAAAUAUCAGCGUACAAUGAUAUCACAAGAAAAAGAUGGAGAUAAAAAGCAACCUUUGUCUUUGAUACCUGGAUCUGGAGAAAUUAUCAACAGUGAUAACCUUAUCAAGUUUGAUCAUGUUCCAUUGGUGACACCUAAUGGAGAUGUUUUGAUUGAAGACCUUAACUUUGAGGUUAGAUCUGGUGCAAAUGUGCUGAUUUGUGGGCCAAAUGGGUGUGGGAAGAGCUCCCUGUUCCGUGUUCUUGGUGAGUUGUGGCCUUUGUUUGGUGGGCGUUUAACAAAACCUGUAAGAGGAAAAUUGUUCUAUGUUCCUCAGAGACCAUACAUGACUCUUGGAACGCUCAGAGAUCAAGUUAUAUAUCCAGAUACUUUGGAAGAUCAGAAAAAGAAAGGGAUUUCUGACCAGGUGCUGAAGGAGUACUUGGAUAAUGUCCAGUUGGGUCAAAUCUUGGAACGUGAAGGAGGCUGGGAUAGUGUUCAGGACUGGAUGGAUGUACUCAGCGGGGGAGAAAAACAGAGAAUGGCAAUGGCAAGGCUGUUCUAUCACAAGCCCCAGUUUGCAAUUCUGGAUGAGUGCACGAGUGCUGUUAGUGUGGAUGUAGAGGGCUACAUUUACAGCCACUGCCGAAAGGUUGGCAUCACUCUCUUCACUGUUUCCCACAGGAAAUCACUCUGGAAACAUCAUGAUUUCUACUUGCAUAUGGAUGGCCGAGGAAACUAUGAGUUCAAGAAAAUAACUGAAGACACAGUUGAAUUUGGGUCUUAAAGUCAUGAACUGAACUGCUAGAGAUUGAUGAUUACAGGAAAUAUGUAGAAUGUCAGACAAUGUACCAUAAAAUUACUCAGCUUGUUAAGCAUUUACUAUUAUGUAGGAUAUUGCUAAUUGUGUAUAUGUUGGUGUAAUUAUUGAUACGUACUAAGAAUGUCCUUAUUCUUGUGGUUUAAAAACCUGCCUAAAUUAAAUUGGGCUUAAAUUAGUGUAACCUGAUUCAUCCUGGGAUGCAAACCAUUUGAAAUCGGCUGAUUUGACUUUUGUAGACCUUCUUUCCCUUCGGUGAAAAGCCCUGUUAAAAUUAGGGUUGCUACCUCUCUUGUUCCUGCAAAGCAGUCCUGGAUUUUUGCUCUGUUCUAUGCAUGUUUCAGAGAGAUCUCACACAGUGCAGGACAUUGUCCCAUCUUCAGAUCUGUGCCCUGUUCAAUGAAAGAGCCUUUUCCUUGUCCAAACCUUGUGAUGUAGCCAAUGUGCCCUUGCUGAAAAAGGAUGAACUGAAACUAAAAGACAAAAAUAAUUCCUUCUGGUGUUUUAAAAAAAAAAAAGUGAUCCCUGUAUCAAAGAAGCUUGUGAAUGUUUUUAGCUCUGAAGAAACGAAUUACUCUCUCAAGAAGGAACAGAAAAGAAUGUGGGUCCAGUCAUUCCUCAAAUCAGUAGAGGUUAUAAUGGGCUCAGAAAUGUUAAUCUGUGAAAUAGCAGACAGUUGUCCUGUGUUCAGUCCUAUAACACAGCAGUUACUUUUUCCAAGUUCCUCCUUUUCUCCCUCUUCAAAAAAAUGCGAUGAUCUUAUAGUUUUAGCAGCCCUUCACGUCUAAAUUUGAAAGCAAGUGAUAAUGGUACUCUCUGUUUGGUCUUCUGGACUGUGAAGCCUGAAACAAUGCUUUCAUUCUUCACAUUUAUUCUUUUAUUGUCAUAAUGUUUCUUGAUUUCCGAUACAAAUUGUUUACUAGUGAUUCUUUGUGUUUUGUAAGGAUCUCCAGUCCUUGCUGGUUUUCCUGUUCCAGCUUCCAAAUCCCCUCAAAGGAACCAAACUCUUACAAUAGUUUACUGUAAUUGUUUUUCCAUACAAAUGAUUACUGUGAUUGUCGUUUGACUUUGACAAGCAUAAAUGCAGCAAGGUGUUUUUUGUGAUCAGGGAAUAGGAAGGUAUAAUUCAAACUGAAUUGCUGUUUAGGCUUUAAAACAAAAAAAUUACAAUACCUGUUGUACAGUGAAGGUCUAGUAGUUUUUUAGUGUUCCAUGUAAGAUGUAAUAUAGGAAUGCACUACAUGAAGGCAUGCAUAACAUAUGCAAUACAUCUGUACUUUGUGGAUCUUUUAUCGAGGGUUUCGAUUUUAAAAAGCCCCUACUUUUUAUAAAAUGAAUAUGUACUUGGAUGCACUGCUGUUUGUUAAUUUUUACCCAGUUUGAUUAGUAAAUUUCUUUCAUGUUGAAAUUGCUAGCUGUUAAUAUUUUUCUUUUUAUCAUAGUUCUUGCCCCUGUCUGUCAGUAUUCUUUCAAAGUACUCAAAUGCAAACAGCUAUUCUGGUACAAGAAUCUAGUGACCACAGUAGAAUCUGAGUAUAAUGCAUCAAUGAAGAUCAUAAAGCUUCUCUCUGAGGUACAGCAUAUUCAAGAGAAUAAGGUACCAGAAUAAUUUUUGUGCUUGUUUUACAGGAAGGCAGAUAGGUGCCUGAUUUCACUAAUCUCUUGGUCCUGUUUGUUCAGGUUCUCACAUCAGCCAUAACAUAGCAGGUAGCAGCAUGCUCUGCGUGAGGUCAUAGUCUUUUUCCAAGUGCAACCAUGGAAAUAGGGAUGCCAGAUAGGUUGGUGUGGAAUGGUUUUUUGGUUUGGGGUAUUUUUUUGUCAAAGUUCUCAGCACAAAUGCAGCUUCUUCUCUUGGAAGGGAUGUUUUAGUAGCCUUUUAGAGAGACAAAGAAAAAAUUCUCGAAACUGAGAAAGUUGCUAUGAUCUUUGUGAUUGGGGCAGUCUUUUGCAGUGGAGUAGUAAACUUGGGAUACUUUAAUGUGUUUUUAAUCCUAACAAGUAAAACCACACACAGCACACUUACAUUGCCCCCCGCAGCCAAUCCCAAUUGUACUUUAUAAUUUUACUGGAUGUAACAGAAUUUUGUGUAGUCUUGUAUUUAUUUUUAAAACUAACAACAAGCAAACAAACAAAUCCAUCUCCAAAACCAAGGAGGAAUAGGUUUGCUUUUAGGUGCCACGAAGUUUGUUGAAACUGAGGAUGCUGGUGUCUCCUUAGGGCCAGGACUUGGUGUUUCUAAAUAUACUGGAAGGAAAGAAAAAUAUUCUUCUCUGCUUGAUUGUAAGGAGGCUUAUAAAGAAAAUAUAAAAAAGAAUGAUAUUUCAGAAUUAUAUUCUUAAAAGGCCUUACAUUAAAGUGUUUGAGAUAGACUUGAUCUAAUGAGAGAUUGUAAAAAAAUCUAAUGAAAAUGUUCAGAGUCUCAGUCCUGUUGCAGAAUUGCACUGUGAUACUGUAUUUUAGUGAUGUUUCUUUAAUAGCACAAGUUGGAAGUUCAUGAAAUGGAAUUCUGAACUACCUUAAUAGACAACAUACUGAUGAAUACUUUCAGUCUCAAAUUGCUGGUGCUUUGAAGAUGGUACUGGAAAUAGUCAGAUGGCUGCAUUUCAACGGUGGGAAACAUUCCUGUGUGUAAAUACUGUAAAGUGUUUUGGAGGGGGAAAUGGCGCUAUGUAAAUGUAAGACAUUAAGUGCCUCUGAAAUAAUAAUAAUAAAAAAACCUAAAGAUAAAAUAUA
Molecule: messenger RNA, 4807 nt
Organism: Vidua macroura (Pin-tailed whydah)
Lineage: Eukaryota; Metazoa; Chordata; Aves; Passeriformes; Viduidae
Gene: ABCD3
Product: ATP binding cassette subfamily D member 3
Exons: 23
Coding region: 59-2041 (660 amino acids)
Biological process (GO): long-chain fatty acid import into peroxisome; fatty acid beta-oxidation; very long-chain fatty acid catabolic process
Cellular component (GO): peroxisomal membrane; peroxisome
Molecular function (GO): ATP hydrolysis activity; long-chain fatty acid transmembrane transporter activity; ABC-type transporter activity
Source: RefSeq, a predicted model, not a curated record